This is a messenger RNA of Pectinophora gossypiella (pink bollworm), 1148 nucleotides long. RefSeq lists its product as uncharacterized. The transcript is spliced from 5 exons. Bases 374 to 1129 code for a protein of 251 amino acids. The record is from RefSeq and is a predicted model, not a curated record. NCBI's taxonomy places the organism in Eukaryota, Metazoa, Arthropoda, Insecta, Lepidoptera, Gelechiidae.
UUGUGAUGAUAAUUUGAGUAGUGGACAAAAAUUGACUAAAAUAUAAAUAAAAGGAAUAUUCUGACAACUUCCUGGCUCUGCAUUUAAUAAGCCUUAAUAAACUAAAGAUUUUAAUUAAUGGCCUCGCUUUGCAAAAUACUAUUAUUAUCAUCAGAUUCUAUGGAAAGACUUGGCGACAUUACGAGAUGUAAAAUCUGACCGAGAUGAGGUUACCGAAGCUCUCAGCACCAAAGCUGGUAUUGCAUCUCUGAAUGGUUUGGUAUCCUUAACACAAUUUGAAGCUGUAAUAGGAGACUAUCAAAAGCGUCUAGCAAGUCUAUUUGACAAAUUUAACCACCAAGAAAUCGUUUGGCAGAAAUCUAUUGACGAUGUGAUGAGAGAACUAAAUGAAAAAGCUGAAAAGUUCCAAGUGUAUGCGUUAAGAGAUAAUGUUCAGAAACACAUGGAUCAACUUCGAAAUAAACUUGAUUUUAUGACAGAAAUAUGUGGAGAAGCUCGCACGACUGAUAAUGAGAAAGUAACCAGGCUUGAAUUGCCGUGUAUAUCAUGUAACACUCCUGCAAGAGGAGCCAUGGGUGAACCAAAUUUUCUGGGACCUCGGCCGCCUACGCUUGGGAGUGACAAAGAUGAUUGUGCAUCAUUUUUAGAAAAAGGUAAAGAAGGAAAAAAAGUUGAAGAAGAAAAGGAAAAGGAGGGUGGCGCUGGGGAUCAAGUUCGUAAAGUUUGCUACAAAUUUGAACCAAUUCCUCAUCAAAUACAUCCAAGAGCGCGUAUAUGUGCCAAGAUAUGCGGCGGACCUGCUCCUAAGUUAGACGUAGAUGAGUCUGAAGAUAUAUCCUCUACCAUCACCGUACAAGCAAUACGUAAAGAUAAAGGACCUGUACCUAAGAUAAUAAAACCGCAGAAAGUAAUACCUUGUAUACCGUGCAAUCAACUCGAAAAGGGAUUUGCAAUUCCUAAAGCACCAGCACCUUAUCAAUCCGUUAACAAAGCCAAAGCACCUUCAGAUGUAAAUCUACUAGAACAAGAAGAUAUGAAAGUUGAAGAUGUAUCAGAUGAAGACUAUAGAGGAAGUUUGAAUGAACAUGCGGCUGAAGUCGAGUAUGAUGAUGUUGAAGAGAAUGAUUGAAUUCUAACUUUGCUUUUAG